AUGGCUUCUCCGCUAAAGACAUUCGUCUUGCGCAUGCCUGCGACAGGUCUCGUGCGAUCGUCUCCGAAAGCUUCCUUCUCGACUAUCUCUGCUGCUCGUCCCGCAUCAUGCCUCUCGCGCUCGCCCUUCCGACAGCAAUGCUUCACGCCCACAGUCUCGAUCAACAAGUCUUUUUCCCGCGCCGUCUCGGAUAAGGCUCAACCGGAAACUGUCCAGGCCACACCACAGCCUGCGCCCAGCAAUGUCCUCCCCCCUCUGGACUGGAACAGCUUCUUCAAGCUGCGAGUUAAGCGCCGACGAUACCAGAUGCUCUUCUCCAUCACCAAUGGAAUCUUUGCCGGUAGCGGAGGAGCCAUAUUCCUCUCGACGGGCAGUGCGGAACCGAUUAUUUCUCAGAUCCCUCUCGAUCCGUUCAUGACGCUGGGACUUAUGACGCUCGCGUUUUCGGGACUCGGAUGGUUGAGUGGUCCCAGUGUGGGAAACCAAGUUUUUUAUAUCCUCAACCGUCAAUGGAAGAAGCAAAUGACCCAGAAGGAGGCUAUCUUCUUUGAGCGCAUCAAGAGGAACCGAGUUGACCCCACCAACUCGAGCGCCAACAACCCUGUCCCUGAUUUCUACGGCGAAAAGAUCUCAAGCGUGGCUGGAUACCGAUCUUGGCUAAAAGAUCAAAAGGCAUUUAACAAAAAGAAGACUGCCAACUUUGUGUAG
Messenger RNA from Fusarium pseudograminearum CS3096, 708 nucleotides. RefSeq lists its product as uncharacterized. Gene Ontology annotation, biological process: protein import into mitochondrial matrix. Gene Ontology annotation, cellular component: PAM complex, Tim23 associated import motor. The transcript is spliced from 2 exons. NCBI's taxonomy places the organism in Eukaryota, Fungi, Ascomycota, Sordariomycetes, Hypocreales, Nectriaceae. The record is from RefSeq and is a predicted model, not a curated record. Bases 1 to 708 code for a protein of 235 amino acids.